AUGAGUGAGGUCACAGCACCUGAGAAGACCCUUCCAACAUGCCCGCCAAUAACUCCACGUGCUAUACCAGAGAUGACGUCUAUUGUAGCACUCUGGAAAACGCCAUCUAUCGUAGGAACAGGGGUCAUAAUCAAACAAUACAGAGUUCAAUACAAAGUGAAGAAUUCAAAAACAUGGCUGGACAAAUGCACAGAAGGCAAUAUAGAGAACUGUGUCAUUGAAGGACUUGAAAAGAAGAUUGUGUAUGAAAUCUGUGUGUGUGCCAUUUGUGGCGAUGAUGGAGAAAGUGCUCCCAGCGAGGAGAUAGAAUGUGAGACGUUAGGAGAAGGGGUAACUACAGCAGCCCAUAGACUCUUAAGACAGAGUAAAUUGCUUACACAAUGGCAACCUUCUGUAUAUAAGCUUCAGGCUGACUGCAGACGAUCUGGGUAUCCAACUUUCAGUUUGGGAAGAGAAAAUCCCGAGACAGUUAAUAAGGCCAUAUUACUGAUAGGAGAAAUGGGCUCCGGGAAGACCACCCUCAUCAAUGGAAUGUCCAACUAUAUCCUUGGUGUGGAUUGGAAAGAUGAAUUCAGAUUUAAACUGGUCCAUGAGGUUAUGAAUCAGUCUGAAGCUCACAGCCAAGACUCUCCAGUUACCGUCUAUAAGUUAAACCAUGAAAGCGGUUAUAAAAUCCCUUAUUCUCUCACCUUGAUAGACACCCCAGGAUUUGGCGACACCCAAGGAAUGGCGCAAGACAAAAAAAUCACAGAAGCCAUCAAUGAUUUUUUUAUAAGUGACAAUGGCAUCGACCAGAUCAAUGCCGUCUGCUUUGUUGUUCAGUCUUCUUUAGCUCGACUUACACCCACCCAAAAAUACAUUUUAGAUUUUGUGUGUUCUUUAUUCGGAAACUUGACCAGAGACAGUAUAUUUUUUCUUAUUACCUUCUGUAAUGGUGAUAGGCCUCCAGUACUAGAGGCAAUUAAAGCAGCAGCUAUUCCUUGCUCCCUGGACAGUAAGGGGGACCCCAAACACUUCAAAUUUAAUAAUUCUGCACUCUUUGCUGAGAACACUGAGAAUGAAACUAAAUUGAAUCACAAGUUUUGGGCGGUGGGUGAGGAAGCUAUGAGGGUGUUUUUCAAGUGGCUGAACACUGAAGAGGCUAAAGGUUUUAGGAUUACCAGAGAGUUGCUCAAUGAACAGAAAGGAGUAAAGGACACAUUGCAGGAUCUGCAGUCACUAAUCAAAGCUGGGCUUUCAAAGGUGGUUGAAAUUAGAACCACACAGAGAGCUUUGCAAGCAAACAUAUUUCUUCAGGCUACAAAUAAAGACUUCACAAGUGAGAUUGAGACCUAUGUAGACGCCGUGAUGCCCAUUGAUAAUGGUGUAAUUAAUUGUUCGCAAUGUGACUUCAUUUGCCACUGUCCCUGCACAUGUAACGUCACCAGUGAAGACCUGUCCAAAUGUUCUUCAAUGGAUAAAAAGGGGAAUUGCCUAAACUGCCCAGGAAAAUGCAGCUGGCAAACUCAUUUUAUCGAAAGGCACACAUCUGAGAAGGUAAAACAAAGUGUACAACUCACCGAUGGGCAAAAAGCACAAACUUACCAUAAAUCCUGCCAGGAGAUCGAAAGACUGAGCGAGGAACUCAGUUACCUUCAAGAAAUGUUAUCCACGAUAAAAAAAGCGACUCAGGAAGUUAUACAUCCGUACUGUAGAAAUCUGGAGGAUCUGUAUGGGAUUGUGUUAGGAAACGACUUCUUUCAGUUUCCAGAUCACAUAACGCUAAUAAUACAGUCCGAGAAACAGGCAGCCAAGCCUGGCAACCAGGCGAGGCUCCGAGCACUCGAGCAGGUUAGAGAAACGGCACAGUCAUUGCAGAAGAUAUUCAGCAAAGAUGAUACCCUGAACAAUCCUUAAAUUAUUGUGGAACGAUUCUAAUUCUAAGGAGCUAUAACACAAGAGCGCUGGUGCUUCAAGUGAAUUAAUAUUGCACGAUAUGAUGUACAAUGGUGCUUUCCCAACACCUAUAAUAGUGAUCACAAUAAACACAGCAUGCUAACACACAAUAUCACAUACACCUUAUAAAGUGCAACUGAAUACAAAUAUAUUUAUCAGUAAACUUCAUGAAGAUUCAACAAGACAAAUGGUAAUUGUUCCCAUGUGAAGGACAUUACAGAGCCGUCGCAUGGCGUGUGUCUAUGCCGGCUGUUUAAACAGCAGCUACUACAAGUUACAGCUCAAGCAUUGAGGAAGACUCAGAAGCGAGUCAAAACGCGUCUGCUUAAAUUCAUAAAGGACUGCGUGGUGAAAUACGGAUUGUAACAUUGCUCGCUGUUACAGGCUUCUGUAUUUUAUUAAUUUUAUUCACACUUUUUUGUCUCAAUAACGUUACUCCUUCCGGAUCUUGCAAAGCAAGCUAUCGAUUCUACAUAUUGUUGCAAGAUCCAUGUAUUUGUGGUCUCCUUUUGCCUGGAGAGGCACGCUUGGGUUCACAUGGGAACAAUUACCAGUUGUCUUGUUGACUCCUCAUGAAGGUUGCUCAUAAUUACAUUUAUAUUCAGUUGCACCUUCUAAGGUGUAUGUGAUAUUGUGUUAGCACCCUGUGGUUUUUUUUGCUCACAAUUCUAAUUCUAAGUUGUAUAUUUUUAACAAAUGGAAGACCCAGGUCAGGUGGCAAAAAUUCUGUAUCACAUAUGUAAUAAUUACUAUAAUUGUUAAUGGGCUUACUUAACCUCUUAAGGACGGAGGCAAUUGUAAAAGUUGUGACCAAAGAAAAACCUAGAGUUGGAGCCAUAAGUCUGUUCAAACAUAAUUUACCUCUUUCAUAUUAAGUGCACCCACACCUAUAUGAUUUUGUUCAGGCUUUCAAUCACAUCAAAUAUUUAUAUCUAAAACAUAAUUUAAUAUGAAUGUAUAAUAUAAUUGU
Pelobates fuscus (common spadefoot toad) is the source of this 2905-nucleotide messenger RNA. RefSeq lists its product as uncharacterized. Bases 1 to 1896 code for a protein of 631 amino acids. NCBI's taxonomy places the organism in Eukaryota, Metazoa, Chordata, Amphibia, Anura, Pelobatidae. The record is from RefSeq and is a predicted model, not a curated record. The transcript has a single exon. Gene Ontology annotation, molecular function: GTP binding; protein binding.